Messenger RNA from Lingula anatina, 1007 nucleotides. Its product is annotated as barrier-to-autointegration factor. NCBI's taxonomy places the organism in Eukaryota, Metazoa, Brachiopoda, Lingulata, Lingulida, Lingulidae. The record is from RefSeq and is a predicted model, not a curated record. Gene Ontology annotation, molecular function: DNA binding. Gene Ontology annotation, biological process: chromosome organization. Gene Ontology annotation, cellular component: nucleus; condensed chromosome.
UGUUAUUCACCGCACUUAAUUGCUGCGGGAUAAUUUUUGAUACGAUCCCGCGCUUCGGGGUGAAAAUAAUAUAAGUCCACAGAUCAAUCCGAUCACCUGGUGCUGACACAAUUCGCUCUAUUUUUUGCUUAUUCAGCAUUUCAUUCUGAAAACGGUUAUAGGUAGAAGGUCAAAAUGUCUAGUACAUCUCAAAAGCAUCGCAACUUUGUAUCCGAACCAAUGGGUGAUAAAGAAGUUUCAGAGUUAGCUGGUAUUGGAGAAGUUUUGGCUGAGAGACUAAAGGACAAGGGAUUUGAUAAGGCCAAUGUGGUGCUUGGCCAGUUCUUAGUACUCAAGAAGAACAAGGAAUUGUUCCUGGAUUGGAUGAAAGAUACAUGCUCUGCUAAUAAAAAACAGGCAGGAGAUUGUUACGAUUGCCUCAAUGAAUGGUGUGAUGCAUUCCUGUAGAGCACAACAAACCGUUGGAACUUCUGAUCAUAAAAAAAUAAUGUAUGUAAGACCAGAAAGGAGGGCCUCAGUUAGAAAACAUGCUGAUAAUGCUUAUCAACUGAGAUUUGAAGUUAUUGUCAUCAGCCAGUCCAGCCACUCUCAUCUCUUUUUCACCAUAUUUUUCGCUAUUUUCAGCCUAUUGGAAAAUUAUUGUAGCUUAUAAUGUGCUAUGCUUAUUGCUAGAACAAAAAGACUUCUUUAUUUUUCCACGGGAACACAUUUCAGAUCCAAGCACAAUUAUUCUAUAAUCUCCUGCAAUUAUUGUAGUUUUAUCUUUUGAAUUUUGCCAUCAUUGCUAGCUAUACUAGGACAUUCCUUUAAUUCAUCAACUGUAGAUAAAUUUCAAUGUAUGCAUACGAGGUGACCACGAGUCAACAAGUCCCUCUAUUUUAUCAGAAGAGCAAAUGUUAAGAAUUUACUUAUGUAAUUUUAACGUUAACAUAGACCAUAGUAAAAAUGUUUUUUUUUUUUUUUAGAAAAUUUCCACAAUUAUACCCAAAUAAAACAAAUAUUUCUAA